Messenger RNA from Phasianus colchicus (ring-necked pheasant), 3015 nucleotides. It is a transcript of the gene HAPLN2, whose product is annotated as hyaluronan and proteoglycan link protein 2. The record is from RefSeq and is a predicted model, not a curated record. Gene Ontology annotation, cellular component: perineuronal net; synapse. Gene Ontology annotation, molecular function: hyaluronic acid binding. NCBI's taxonomy places the organism in Eukaryota, Metazoa, Chordata, Aves, Galliformes, Phasianidae. Gene Ontology annotation, biological process: skeletal system development; positive regulation of neuroblast proliferation; glial cell differentiation.
AGGGAUGAGUCAGGGCUGCUUUGGGGUGUAGCUACUGCUUUCAUGUGGGAAAAAUGCAACCACCAGAAAGCCUGGCCAAUGCACUGCAGUGCUGGAAAGCUUUGAACUGCAGCCGGGCACUGCUGAACUGGGCACUGCUGGGAGUGCUUGGGUCUGUUUUGGGUACGGACCCCUGGGAGAGCUGGGGAGUAGCAUCUUCUGUGGUUUUUAACCCAUUCUGGAGUAGCACGGCCCUGUUCCCUUCUUGUUCACAGUGGUUUGAAGCGGGGGUCCUUGGGGGCCUGCAGUGCCCAGAGCUUUGCUUUGACCAAAAUGGGGCAGGGGCUUGGAGCAGUGGGAGCCUCCUAGAACGGCAUGCACGGUUCUGCUUCCCACCCAAGGGCUGUUUUUGCAUUGUGCAUGCCAAGAUCGCUGUGUCCUCUGCUGGACAGACAGACGGACGCUUGUUUGCAUUCGUGUGCGAUGAGCUUCCUCCAGUCCUGGAGAUGCACCCUGGGGGAGGGAGCUGAUAAGGGAACCCAGAACACAGCCCUAUUGUUUGGCCUUGUUUUGCUGUCUGCCCCAUCCCAACCCUGAAGUGACAGCAGUGAAGCUUCUGCCGUGGCUUCGCACUGGGCAGGGUGAGGCUGGGGGGUGUCAGGGUGGGGGGACCCCCCCAGUGCUCUCCCAGAUCAUGAUGUCAGCAGCCCCAGAGACUCCAAGCAGGGAGCAUGGGUUUGAUCAGCACUGAUGGCUGUGGGAGCAAAGAGCAGAAUUUCCUGGGGAGCAGCACUGAGGGGAUCUCUGCCUGCAAUGGGGGGUGUGGAGCUCUGCAUGGUGCUGACAUUUUCCCUGAAUUCUCUUACUCUGUGGCCUGUGAAUAAAGGCACGCUUGUUAGCUGGCGAGCACUGUGUUUUGCCAAGCAGAACAAUACAGAGAAAGAUGCCCACAAUGGGAAAUUGUGCUUCCUCCUCCCCGUGCGUUCCUCGGGGAGGUGUUGAAAAAAAUAAAAAGGAAAAAAAGAAAAGAAAAGGAAAAAAAAAAGAAAAAAAAAAAAGGAGAAGAAAACGGGAAGAGACGGGCACAGGGCAGGGAGUGAGAGCACAGCCAACGCUGAUCAUGGGAGCAGGACGUGGGGCUGCUGGGGCACUGCCUGCCCCAGGAUGGCGAUGGUGACGGUGACAGCAGUGCUGGCUCACGGGGAGGGCAGGACCCAGCUGGGAGCACCCACAGCUGUCCCUGUGUCCUCGCACCCUGUGUCCCUUCUUCCCAGCAGCAUCUCAGCACAGGUUUGAGCUUUCCAGAAUCCUUCAUCCUGAGAUGGGGUGGCUGUGACAGAGCCAGGACGCAGGUGGUGGUGGAUGGGCACAGCAGCUCCCCUGGGGACGGGCAAACAUUGAGAUGGUUGCUGCCCAUGCUCCUGCUGCAUCCCCCGGUCUGUCCUGCUGCGUGGUCCUGAUCCCCUCACUCCCCCCAGGCUUUCUCCAGUCCCCAGCUCUAAAGAUGCACUGGGUUCUGCUCGCAUCCCUCUGGCUCCUGGCUGCAUCCCCCACGUUCAGCAUCUUCCAGAAGCCAACAGGGAGCCCUGCCACCCCACGCCUGCAGUACCUGCUGGAGCCCCUGCACACUGCAGUGCACACACAGCGAGGUGCCACGGCCACGCUGCCCUGCGUGCUGCGCGCCCUGCCCCGUAACUACCGUGUGAAGUGGAGCAAAGUGGAGCCAGCCAACUAUGGGGAAAACGUUAUCAUCAUCACCAACGGGCUGUACCACAAAAACUAUGGGCCGCUGAGCCCCCGCGUGCGCCUGCGGCACAGCCACCGCUAUGAUGCCUCGCUCACCAUCACCGAUGUCACCUUGGAGGAUGAGGGACGCUACCGCUGCCAGCUGGUCAACGGGCUGGAGGAUGAGAGCGUCUCACUCACGCUGCACCUGGAGGGUGUUGUCUUCCCCUACCAGCCCAUCAAUGGGCGCUACAGAUUCAACUACCACGAAGCCAAGCGUGCAUGUGAGCAGCAGGAUGCCCGGCUUGCCACCUACCAGCAGCUCUACAAAGCUUGGAUGGAGGGCCUGGACUGGUGCAACGCGGGCUGGGUGCUGGAUGGCACCGUGCAUUACCCCAUCAUCAACUCACGGGAGCCAUGUGGCGGCCGCCUCCUGCUGCCAGGCAUCCGCAGCUAUGGGGCCAAGGACAAGCAGCGGGACCGCUUUGAUGCCUUCUGCUUCACCUCUGCACUGCAGGGUGAGGUCUAUUUCAUCCGAGGCCACCUGAACUUCAAGGAAGCCGGGCAAGCGUGCCGCAACCACGGUGCUACCAUUGCUAAAGUGGGGCAGCUCUACUCUGCGUGGAAGUUUUUGGGGCUGGAUCGCUGUGACGGGGGGUGGCUGGCAGAUGGAAGCGUGCGAUACCCCAUCACCACCCCCCGGCAGCGCUGUGGGGGUCUGCCAGAGCCUGGUGUCCGCAGCUUUGGCUUCCCCAGCAAGGAGCUGCGGACCUACGGCACCUACUGCUUCGUGGGGACAUAGGAGAGGUGGGCAGAGGCAAAGGGGUGGCACCGGCUCUCAUCACCUGAGUGGAGAGCUCAAGGUGGGACAGGGGUCUCUGGGGCAUUGUGGGUGGUGCUUGCAUCCUCUGAUGGAGUGAUGAGGCUGAAUUUGGGGGAAUUUGUGCAUCCUCUGAUGGGGCCGAAUGUGGAGGGUUUGUGCAUCCCCUCUGACAGGGCUGAGUCUGAGGGGGUUGUGCAUUUAAUGGAGCUGCUCCCCGCACUCAGCUGCCUCAGAGUUUUGUAGGCAUUCAAGGCUUGAUGGAGAAUCCAGAACCAUUUCCAGCCCAGGAAUUGAGGGGGUCUGGUCCAGUCCCAGUGGGCACGGCAGGGCCCUCCAACCUUGGUGCACCCCCGGCUCUGGUCUCGCUUCCUUCAGCCAUGCAGACUUUGGCUGGUGCAGGCAUGCUGGAGAGCCAGGCAUUAACGAGUGUGACUAAUGGAGUUUCGCUUUCUCAAUUAAUAAAGCGACAGUAAAGCGGCCGCUGGGAC